ACAGAGAGAGACAGAGAGAGAGAGAGAGACAGAGAGAGACAGAGAGAGAGCAACAGGCCAUAAUAUGGACUUCAGUGUUCCCCUUGCUCAUCCCUCGACAGCUAUCCCUUGAUAUCCUAACAUCCCAUGAACCUAAUUCAAUUACUGGUCAUUGGUAAGGGGACAAAGCCUUUAAGGCCAUGGGGACAACACUACACUACACUACACACACACACACACACACACACACACACACACACACACACACACACACACACACUCAGUACAUGAUCCACAGUAAAUAGCACAUAAUGUCUAUCGUCUAUCGGUAUCGCCAAAGACAGUGUUGACCAUUACAAGACAGAGUCUGGACUGAGGUCUAAAUUUCAACAACAUAUACAGGACAACAUACUUAUAUACAGAUAGGCUAGGGUCAUUCUUAGUUGUCAGUCUUAGUUCAGGCUAUUUUCAGUAGUAAGGUGAAUUCAGUAUUUUAAAUUUUUCUACAGUAUAUUUAUCUUCAUAUUUUAGAAAUUGUAGGAUUGUAUCUUGAAUUGGAUUGGGGGGGAAAGGUUAGAUUACUGAUAUUUGAGCUCGGAAACUAUCAAGAAUUCCAACGUUUCUGUACCUUUACUUGUUACCAAUGGCAACGUACCAGAAAUCACACAUUUAUCUGAAAACAACAGACAUAAUUGUCCAGACAGGGUUCAGAGGUUGAUCCUUCUGAAGUUCAGCACUUCUAGUUGAACUACUGCUUUUAUCAGAGUAAUCCCAGGAGGACAGUAUCCUGUGUGGGUGGAAGCAACAGGAUGUCAUGAGUGUUGGAGAGGCGAUGUUGAAGGACGUCUGGACCAGAAUGCCAGGUACUGUAUAUACACACGCUCUCCAUCAGCCAGGAUUUUAAGUCUGCUCUGAGAUCAGAGCAGCUUCAUUCCUCACCCCGCCUCAAGGCUCACGGCUAGACUCAGUCGAGGACCUGAAAGGAACACGUCUUCAUCUUGUUGGAGUCAGUUCUCUAUCGAUGUGAUUGUUUUUAGAGAAUGCAUUGUACUUUUUUCAUGUAAUCUUUAAUGCAUCGUUACACUUCUUUAAAGUCAGGUGUGAAUAGUGAAAUGAUGUUGGACCUGGAGAGGUUUCUUUCUUAGUGGGGAGUCACUUGGUGGCAGGGAAGGUGUGUGUCUCUCUGAGGCAUGAGAGCUCUGAGGAGAGUGUUCCUCCACUGUGUGUUUUACAGGACUGUGCUGCUCACCAUGGAGAAUGUGUCCUACGUACCUCUGAAGGACCCCAUCGUGUUUGAGCUGGAGGGCUUUGAGAUCCCCCCAGGUCAGGGCUUGCUGCUCUUCUUCCUGGCCCUCCUCAACUACACCGUGGUGGUUCUGGCCAACGGGGUGGUGGUGGGUGUGAUCAUCGUCGACAGAGUUCUCCACAGGCCCAUGUAUAUGAUGGUGUGUAACCUGGCCAGCUGUGACAUGAUGGGAGCCACGGCCGUUCUGAUCCAUCUCAUGGUCCACUUCUUGACGGGGAACAACAGCAUCUCCUAUAACUCGGCCAUCGCCCAGGCGUUCACGGUGCACUUUUAUGGGGUCUCAGCACAGACUGUUUUGUCUGUCAUGGCCUAUGACAGGUAUCUGGCUGUGUGUCAUCCACUGAGGUACCACGCUCUCAUGACCCACAGCAAGCUGCUGUUCUCCUGCAGUCUGGCCUGGGCCGUGGCUUUCCUCUGCAUCGGUGUCCUGUUCUCCCUGAACGUGGGGGUCCCGCUGUGCGGCACCGUCAUCAAGCACGUGUACAGCAGCAACCGCUCUAUCCUUGCGCUGUCUUGCGCUCCUACCCCUGCCAACAACAUCUACGGUCUCUGCAUGACAUGGACCGUGAGUACCGGAACGUUCCUGAUCAUCGCCUUCUGCUACGUUAAAAUUCUGCACGCAUGCGUCAAGAGUUCAGCAGACCGAGGCAGCUACAGCAAGGCCUUGCAGACCUGCGCAACUCACCUGGUGAUCAUCACCUACGUGAUCUACGAGCUCGCUGCCGCCAUCAUCAUCCUCAGCCAACGUUUCGACUCCAUAUCGCAAAACAUCAAGAAGUUCUGCGGCAUAUUAUUUAUCAUUGUUCCCCCUACCAUUAACCCCAUCAUCUACGGCCUGGUCACCAAAGAGCUGCGCACGAGCAUCCUUAGGCAGUUCACAAAGCUUUGCUCAACCCACAAAAUACAGGAUGUCCAGUUGAUCACAAAAUAGGCUACCUAAUGUCGACUAGUUGAAUGGCCUGAUAGUCAAGUAUCUGUGUAUUAAUGUAGCCUAUGUAGUGCCUAUUAUAAUUCUCUAAAUGCUUUGUAAACAACAACAGUAAUAGUCAAUGUCAAAAUAGUAAUGUGCUGUAGGCCCCAUAAAUCCUUUUGAGGCAUAGCUACAUGCAAACUGCCUGAAACGUUUUACUUAUUAACUCCCAAUGCAAAUGUUUGUAUAGCAAAGAACAC
Hypomesus transpacificus is the source of this 2455-nucleotide messenger RNA. RefSeq names its product olfactory receptor 2A12-like. The record is from RefSeq and is a predicted model, not a curated record. The transcript is spliced from 3 exons. The coding region runs from base 1170 to 2216 and encodes 348 amino acids. Gene Ontology annotation, cellular component: membrane. Gene Ontology annotation, biological process: G protein-coupled receptor signaling pathway. Gene Ontology annotation, molecular function: G protein-coupled receptor activity; olfactory receptor activity. NCBI's taxonomy places the organism in Eukaryota, Metazoa, Chordata, Actinopteri, Osmeriformes, Osmeridae.